Messenger RNA from Marchantia polymorpha subsp. ruderalis, 2948 nucleotides. The record is from the annotation of a GenBank genome assembly. Lineage: Eukaryota; Viridiplantae; Streptophyta; Marchantiopsida; Marchantiales; Marchantiaceae.
UGACCCCUCCGCUGAUGUGGAGCAUUAUAUCGCUUUCAAAGGCGUAGAACGAAAGUUCGUGUACAUUGAUGAAACACAGCGAGUAAUCGGUAGCCACGUGGAUAUAUCUUUCCGAUUGAGCUAAUCAAACGCAGGCUUCACGAGAAAACCAUUUUGGACGUCCGGGUUGUGCGUAUGGUUGGUCGGCCGUACAGCUUGAGUUCGGCCAUGACAGACGGCAAUCAUACUCGCUACUACCGGAAGCUCUGAGGCAGAACGAGGAAAGACGUGGCGGUAGUCUGUUCCAUCGGUACGGUACGUUUGGGACUGGGUACCGGGUACAACAGGUCGCAUCUAACUCGAGGGAUAACUUGACACUGGUCACGUAACCUGAGAUCGUCCCGCCACGGUUCGAACCGGCGCUUGGAGAGACGGUAGAAGGGGAGGGUAUUCAUCUGUGGCAUUUCUCUCUGGCUCUUGGAAGUUUUCGGACGGGUGGAGCUCCCGAUCGGAGGUCGUGUUGGAUUGGAGGGGAUUGUAUCAUAACAGGUGGGAGAUCGCAGGUUUCAUAGUCGAUUCGCUUGUUUGAGGGUGCAAUUUGACAACAUGGAGUUGGUGCAGUGAUGGUGAAGAAUUUCUCGUUCGCUGACAAUCUGGAAGAAGGGUAACGUUUAACAUCAUAAACUUUCCUCAUCAGCGACGAGAAGGUUCUUCUCCGUCUUGCGAGAGAGCCUCCGAACUUCACUAAGGACAACUCAAGGACGUUGAUUGGUCAGUUGUUGAGGUCGAGGAACGUGCUUUUGGGACAUAUCUUGAGGAACACGGGAAUUUGGCUUAAUCACCAUUAAAACUUGACGCAAGUAGGUGACAGGAAUCAAAAUGGCUGAAGAACUUGGAAACAUGUCGACCGCCGAACUUGUGGAGAUCUUCACAAGCAAGGGACUGAAGUCCCGGUCAGUUUCUGCCGGCGACCUGGUCGGUCAGCUUAUCCGGAGAGCUCUGGGCGCCUUGCAGGAGCUGCAAUCGUGCGAGGAGGAAGGCGAUGAUGAUGUCAGCGAAGAAGCUCAAAACGAGCUCUCCGUGCUCUACCAUGACCGCUGUUACUCCCAGCUCGUGGGCAUGCUGAGUUCUGCAGGGUUAAGUGCUCGCGCGCUGGCUGGGGUUACUUACCUUCUUGCUCUCCUCACGGCAGGCAACUCUGACUAUGCGGAGAACUUCAGGAGCAAGAUGUUGAAAGGUUCUGGAGUUCUCCGUUUGGUGGCGCUUCUAUCAGCUGAAAGUGUGUCAGUGCGCUUCAACGCUCUGCUGGUGCUCGGCAAUCUGCUCCGUCAUUGCCCGAGCGUUCAACGCGAAAUCUUGAGGCUCGGCGGAGUCCGGAAGCUUGCGAUGUUGUUCGAGCAAGCGGUCGAGGAGCCUCAGCAGAACUUGUGCGCGGACGCAUUUUUGCUCCUGUGCGAUUCCGACAUUCCAGAAUUGUGCCAGGAGCUGUUGAAGAUCGGUUCAGCUGCUUCCUUGCUAAAGUGGAUUAAUAGUAGAACUAGUGAACGAGUAGCGAAGAAGGCUGUAACAUCCAUCAACAUCUUGUUGGAGAAGUCCGCCGCCGUACGGAGCGGAGUCCUCCAGCUCCAGCUGGUCGAGCCCCUACUGACAGUCGUAAAGCGUCGCACUUCAACGGAACUUUUGAAGGCAACUUUACUGGUUCUGGAAAGUGUGUGCUGUAAAGAGGACAAUGACCAGCAUCGAUCGAGCUUCAUCGAACGCGGUGGCGUAUCCGUGCUUUUGAAACUUCUGGGAGCCACCAAUGAUCGCGAACUUCUCGCCCAGGUCGUGCGAAUGUUAACAUCGCUUGCCAAUCUGGAUGCGAGAACUAAGCAGGAGGUUGUCAACAACGGAAGCUGUUUGCAGUUUUUACAGGAACUAUUAAUCGCCAACAAUGGGGUUCGCCCUCAGAUGCGUCCAAACUCUUCAAAAAUUGUAGAGGCCGAACAUCCGGAGCUUCUCCCACUGUCGAAUGACUUGGUGGCCGCCAUUCGUCUUCUCUUCCAGACUUGCAACUCCAAGGCCCAACCAGGGAAGCGCAUUGGAAAUUGUGCACCUGUGUACCCGGUAGCAGCAGGCAGAGUCGCGGCGAAAGUAGGUGCGGAUUAGCUGUCACCGAUGUAAAUCAGCGUGUGGGGGAGGGUGGCGGGGGUUCAAUAUCCAUGUGAAUACAAGAUUGGGCCCCAAACUCAGGGGUUUUGUAAAUGUAGCGACAAUCUAAAGGGGUGAAUUCACCGAUGUGGAUUAAGUGCAAAUUGCAGGCACAGUGAACUCACUAGUAAAAAGAAAAGAAAGUAGAUGGUUAGGGGAUCGCUGGUAUCCAGCUAGAGUACACCUCCGAGUUUUUGAAGGAGGGGUGUGAUGAUAAGGGUAUAGCAGCAAAGCUCUUCCCAUCUUUUGUCGUGGGACCCUUCGUAUCAUCUUGUAAUCUGAAAAUCCAAAAAAGUUGCAACGCUUUGUUGUUGUCAUCAAUCAUUCUUUGAAAUGUAAAUAAGCUCCUGCUUGAAAUUCAGGCUUCAUUCGCUGGUAUUUCAAGUCUCACAAGUUGUGCUCAACUUGGCAGAGCAGAGCUUUUUGCGUUUUUGGAUUGUGUGACAACUAUUUGUCGCUCACACGCAUUCUCUUAAGCCGCUUUUUAUUGUCCCGGCUCACAAUUUCCCUAUUUCCUUGUCUGUUGAGUAUAUCAUAGUCUUCGGUCUCCAAAUUGUGCAUGGAUACACAUUCAUGCUAAAGUGUUUGAACGAAAUAUCAUGUUCCUAGUCAACUGUCUUAUGUUGUUUCGUUUCGAUCAGAAUUCAAGUAUUACUACUCUCGACAUGUCUCCGAGCUGCAUACGGAGCAAGAGAAUUUUGCUCUGUUGGUCUGAUUUCUGUUUCGGGAAUAGAAUAGACUAUACACACUGAAGCGUUUGAUGUCUUAUGUCCAUGUUA